This is a messenger RNA of Sesamum indicum (sesame), 2864 nucleotides long. RefSeq names its product urease (gene URE). The record is from RefSeq and is a predicted model, not a curated record. Lineage: Eukaryota; Viridiplantae; Streptophyta; Magnoliopsida; Lamiales; Pedaliaceae. Gene Ontology annotation, cellular component: urease complex. Gene Ontology annotation, molecular function: urease activity; nickel cation binding. Gene Ontology annotation, biological process: urea catabolic process.
UGGGAUUUACAAAGUCAAAUAAGCAUAGAUUUUGAGUUUAAUCAGUCUUCACCUCGCCAACCACUCUGCCUCUUCACUUUCACUCAUAAUACUCUGAUAACAAUUCCAAGAAUUUUGAUUCAGGGGAACAAAAAGUUGCUUAAUUUGCAUUGAUUCUUCAACUGGAAAUCAGGGAAGUUCGUAGAGAUGAAGCUGGCACCGAGAGAAACUGAGAAAUUGAUGCUCCACAAUGCUGGAGAGUUGGCACAGAAGCGUUUGGCGCGUGGAUUGAGGCUUAAUCACGCUGAAGCUGCUGCUCUUAUAGCCACUCAGAUUUUGGAGUUCGUCCGUGAUGGCAACAAAACCGUGGCCCAGCUGAUGGAUCUUGGGAGGCAAUUCUUGGGGAGGAGACAAGUUCUUCCCGCUGUUCCUUAUCUCUUGCAUUCAGUUCAGGUUGAGGGGACCUUUCCUGAUGGGACCAAGUUGGUAACGAUCCAUGACCCCAUAUCAUGUGAAAAUGGAAAUCUGGAGCUAGCUUUGCAUGGCACUUUUCUUCCAGUUCCUUCUCUAGACAAGUUUCCCACAUUAGAAGUCUGCAAAAUUCCUGGUCAGCUACUAUUCUCACAGGGACUUAUUACAAUUAACUUGGGAAGGAAAGGCGUAGUUCUCAAAGUAACUAACACUGGGGACAGGCCUAUUCAGGUUGGGAGUCAUUAUCACUUCAUUGAAGUCAACCCAUUCUUGGUUUUUGAUCGAAGUAAAGCAUAUGGCAUGCGGCUAAAUAUCCCAGCAGGAACAGCUACCCGUUUUGAGCCAGGGGAUACAAAAAGUGUUGCACUCGUCAGAAUUGGAGGUGAACAAGUUAUUAGGGGAGGCAAUAAUAUUGCUGAUGGACAGGUGGAUGAUGCCAAUAUCACAACAGUUAUGAAAGCUGUACAUGAAGGAGGAUAUGGUUUUUCAGAGGAAGCAAAUGCUAGGGAAUAUGUAGUUGAAGAAAAUUCUUCUUUUUCCUACUCAAUGACUCAUGAAAGCUAUGGUAAUAUGUAUGGUCCUACCACUGGUGAUAAAAUUCGGCUUGGGGAUACUGAUUUACUUGCAGAAAUUGAAAGAGACUUUGCCGUUUAUGGAGAUGAGUGUGUAUUUGGUGGUGGAAAAGUUCUGAGAGAUGGAAUGGGACAGGCGUGUGGAUAUGAAUCAUGUGUUUGUUUGGACACUGUAAUAACAAAUGCAGUGAUAAUAGACUAUACAGGGAUCUUUAAGGCCGAUAUAGGCAUCAAAGAUGGAUAUAUUACUUCUCUUGGGAAAGCAGGCAACCCAGAUGUCAUGAAUGAAGUAUCACAUAAAAUGAUCAUAGGAGUAAAUACUGAGGUUAUCGCUGGAGAAGGAAUGAUUGUUACUGCAGGAGCUAUAGACUGUCAUGUGCAUUUUAUAUGCCCUCAAUUAGCUUAUGAAGCAAUAACAAGUGGCAUCACUACAUUGGUGGGAGGUGGUACGGGACCUGCUGAUGGGACACGUGCAACUACUUGUACUCCAGCACCUUUUCACAUGAAAUUAAUGUUGCAAUCAACAGAUGAGUUGCCCCUCAAUUUCGGUUUCACAGGAAAAGGAAAUGCCUCCAAAGAAGAGGGCCUUCAUGAAAUAAUCAAAGCUGGAGCAAUGGGAUUGAAGCUUCAUGAGGACUGGGGAACUACUCCGGCUGCAAUAGAUAGAUGUUUGUGUGUUGCAGAUUUAUAUGACAUUCAGGUUAAUAUUCAUACUGACACAUUGAAUGAAUCUGGAUUUGUUGAGCACACAAUUGCUGCAUUUAAAGAUAGAACUAUUCAUACUUACCACAGUGAAGGCGCAGGCGGUGGUCAUGCUCCAGAUAUUAUUAAAGUUUGUGGUGUAAAAAAUGUUCUCCCCUCUUCAACUAACCCAACACGUCCAUUCACUUCGAAUACUGUAGAUGAGCACCUUGACAUGCUUAUGGUCUGCCAUCACCUUGACAAGGAUAUCAAAGAGGAUGUGGCCUUUGCUGAGUCACGGAUUCGUGCUGAAACCAUAGCUGCAGAAGACAUAUUGCAUGAUAUGGGGGCAAUAAGUAUCAUAUCUUCCGAUUCACAGGCUAUGGGUCGCAUUGGAGAGGUGAUUUGCAGAACUUGGCAAACUGCUCACAAGAUGAAGUUAUUGAGAGGACCACUUGAAAGCAGCCAACCAGAAAAUGAUAAUUUGCGUAUCAAGAGAUACAUUGCAAAGUACACAAUUAAUCCUGCUAUAGCAUGUGGGUUUUCGAAGUAUGUGGGAUCAGUUGAGGUGGGCAAGCUGGCUGAUAUUGUCUUGUGGAAGCCAUCAUUUUUUGGAGUCAAACCAGAAAUGGUGCUAAAAGGUGGAACAAUAGCAUGGUCUGAUAUGGGGGACCCAAAUGCAAGCAUCCCAACUCCAGAACCGGUGAUGAUGAGGCCCAUGUUCGGAGCAUUUGGUAAAGCUGGGAGUACCAAUUCAAUUGCUUUUAUCAGCAAGUUGGCUCUAGAUUCUGGAGUAAAAGACGAGUAUGGACUGAAGAAGAGGGUGGAAGCUGUAAGCAACAUAAGGAGGCUCACAAAACUUGAUAUGAAGCUCAAUGACGCCCUUCCACACAUCACAGUCGAUCCAGAGACAUACACGGUGACAGCAGACGGCGAGGUUCUUACCUGUACUGCUGCUACCACGGUUCCACUUUCUCAAAAUUACUUCCUUUUCUAAGUUUGAUUGGUUUAUUCAAGUAUAUUAGCCUUCUAUACAUAAAUAAUACAACUACAGAUACUACUGCAAUGAAAUAAUAUGUUAAAAAAAAAUGUCUUGUAACAUUUCCUGUAUGUUAUCAACUUGGAAGUUUGAUAGAAAGUGGCCCGAUUCUUCUCUGUUCA